AUGUCUCUCGGCAAGAAAGUCACUCUCAACUCCGGCCACCAGAUCCCCCAGCUGGGUUUUGGUACUUGGCAGUCUGCUCCUGGCAAAGUCGGCGAAGCUGUCUAUGAGGCAUUGAAGGCUGGUUACCGUCACCUGGAUUUGGCAACUAUUUACCAGAACCAGCGUGAGGUCGCCGAUGGCAUCAAGCGUGCUUAUAACGAUGUCCCUGGUCUGAAACGCGAGGAUAUCUUUAUUACCUCUAAACUGUGGAACAACCAGCACCGCCCGGAGGCUGUCGAGGCCGCUUUGGAUACUUGCCUUGCCGAGCUUGAGUUGGAUUAUCUUGACCUUUACCUUGUUCAUUGGCCGGUUGCCUUCGCGAAGGGCGAUUCAUACUUCCCGCUCGUUGCCAACAGCACCGUCGAGGGUGGUGAUGUGAUCAUUGAUGAUGACGUCUCUAUUGUGGAUACCUGGAAGGCCAUGACCAAACUCCCAAAAAGCAAGGCUCGUUCUGUUGGUGUCUCCAAUCAUAUGAUUGAGCAUCUCGAGGCUCUCAUUAAUGGCACCGGUGUCAUCCCUGCAGUCAAUCAGAUUGAGCGCCACCCCGUGCUCCAGAGCAAUGACUUGAUUGAGUACUGCCAACAUAAGGGAAUCCACAUCACUGCCUACUCGGCCUUUGGUAACAACAUGUUCGACAUUCCCCUGCUCAUCACCCGCCCUGAGGUUAAGGAAGUUGCCGAGUCUGUUUCAAAGCGCACUGGCCAGGAAGUCAGCCCUGCGCACGUCAUUCUCGCCUGGUCUCAGGUCGGUGGACAUAGUGUCAUUCCUAAGUCAGUCACGCCUUCGCGCAUUCGUGACAACUUCAAGGAGGUAGAACUCACUUCCGAAGAGGUUCAGAAGAUUGGCGUUCUUGGCCAGGACCGGAGACGUUAUAACAUUCCUUACGUGGCUAACAAGCCUCGCUGGAACAUCGAUGUCUUCGGCGAGCCCGAGGAGAAGCCCGCCGAUCACAAGGUCAUCCUAAGUGUUUAA
Messenger RNA from Penicillium vulpinum, 1011 nucleotides. RefSeq names its product putative aldehyde reductase (AKR1) (gene akr1). The record is from RefSeq and is a predicted model, not a curated record. The transcript is spliced from 11 exons. Gene Ontology annotation, molecular function: aldose reductase (NADPH) activity. Gene Ontology annotation, cellular component: cytosol. The coding region runs from base 1 to 1011 and encodes 336 amino acids. Lineage: Eukaryota; Fungi; Ascomycota; Eurotiomycetes; Eurotiales; Aspergillaceae.